Messenger RNA from Malassezia vespertilionis, 477 nucleotides. RefSeq lists its product as uncharacterized. NCBI's taxonomy places the organism in Eukaryota, Fungi, Basidiomycota, Malasseziomycetes, Malasseziales, Malasseziaceae. The record is from RefSeq and is a predicted model, not a curated record. The transcript has a single exon. Bases 1 to 477 code for a protein of 158 amino acids.
AUGUCCACUGUCACCUAUCGCCACCGCCGUGUGACGCCGCGCACCAACGAUGUGAAUGCUACUGUACCCCCGCCUAUGCGUGUUGCAGAGCGCUCAAACAAACUACGAACUUUGCUCAUUAUUUUCGCCAUCACGACCAUUGCUUUGGCCGGUUUCCAAUUCUUGCGCCUACGCACCAUGCGGAGCAAGCGUGUACAGAUCCGCACUGCAGCGCCUCCCUCUGCGAUGGUUGCUCAAGUUGCACAGAGCGAGAAACUAUCUCCCGUUGAGCCGGGCACUGAGGGUGAGGUUGAAGUGCAAUUUGACGAGACGGGCGAACUGGAUCUGGGUACGAUGCAACGAUUGCUGGACAUAAUGUACCGUGGUCCGAAAGACCCUGAAGGGUACAAAUCCGUUGAGCAGGAUGUUGAUGCGCAAGAGGGCGCCUACCGCUUCCGAAAAGAGUCGCAGCAAGACGAGCAUGUGCCGCUUUUGUAA